UUCAAAGCUCGUUAACUUGUUGUCUUGGCGCCGUGUUCGCGACAUGUCAACAAGAGAUUUAAAAAUGCUGAUAAUAAUCUAUAUUCGUGACGUCACCGUCAUGAAGACACCGUGACGGCGCACGGGUCCUCGUGCAGGUGAGAGGCAGGUUUUGUGCUACCUCCUCGACUCGAAAACUGAAAAGAUAUGAUGGACAACCUGGAUUUCUCAGAAGAGGAAAUCCAGGAGCAGCUGGCAGCCCUGGGAUACAGAAACAUACCGCAACACCGGCUGUGUGAAUUCAAGCAAGAUCUCGAUGACCUGGUCCGACGAGGGGAAUGGAAAAGCUUCGCCUCGCCGGCUCAGAUGGACGCUGCCAAACCUCAGGCGGCCGCACCUCAGCCGAGUCCACCGGCCUUCACCAAGGAGAAAGUUGGUCGCGGCUGCUUUGAAGGCUCUGCUGAAGGGUUCUUCUUGCGGGCCAGAACAGUGGACCACGACAGACCGGACCACGGCAGGCCGGACCACGACAGGCUGGACCACGGCAGGCCGGACCACAACAGGCUGGACCACGGCAGACCGGACAACAACAGGCUGGACCACGGCAGACCGGUGCUCACCGCCUGCCAGAACAGAGCCUACGAGCAGCAGCAGGGGUGCCGGGACUCGUACGCUCGACACUCGGUGGCUCUGAAUCUCCGGCUGCCUCCAGGUGCUCCCGGCAGGCUGCAGGUGGAGGAGGAUGAGGAGGAUGAUGAGGAGGACGAGGCGGAGGAAGCGGGACCAAAGGAAUACCUUCACCCGCCGCUGGCUGACAGCUGCGCGUCCACGCCCGACUCCCAUCGGGGACGAUUCACCAAGAGAAAAGUCCUCAGGAAACACAAAGGUGAAUCCCUCGUGUGUGACGAGUCCGUCUACAGUGAAGAAGCGAGCUCUCUGGAGGAGCAGCUGGCCGACCUCCACCUGUCGGCCCGCUUUGAGACGGAGAGCGACGGCGAGAGCGCCGCGACGGACGGAGUCUCCUUCAGCGCCUUUGAAUCCUACAUGAGGGGCAUGACUCGGACGCAGAGCGACGGCGACCUGCGGCCAAAACCCAAAUCCUUCAUCCGGCCGGCGAUGAGUCAGAGAAGCGUGAAGAAGACGGACCCGGUGGCCAAGUACUUCAAGUACAAGCAGCUCUGGGAAAUGUUUCAGCUUCCAGGAGAGAAAGACCGGAGAUCUCUCCGCUGGGAGAUACAGGAGCGCCUUGCGUACCGCCCUCCACCGGCCAAACCGCGGCGCGUCUUCGUGCCGAACUCCUACGUCGUGCCGACGGACAAGAAGCGCUCGGCGCUGCGCUGGGAGAUCAGGAACGACCUCGCCAACAGGCUCAUCCCACAAAAGUUCAGCUCGCAAUAAUUAGCCUUUUUAAGGCAACUGCAUUGUUUUUUUUACAUAAAUGUUGUUAUUUAUUGUUUUUCACAUAAUAAACGCAACCAGAACAUG
This is a messenger RNA of Pseudoliparis swirei, 1464 nucleotides long. RefSeq names its product HYLS1 centriolar and ciliogenesis associated (gene hyls1). Lineage: Eukaryota; Metazoa; Chordata; Actinopteri; Perciformes; Liparidae. The transcript is spliced from 12 exons. Bases 187 to 1377 code for a protein of 396 amino acids. Gene Ontology annotation, biological process: cilium assembly. Gene Ontology annotation, cellular component: non-motile cilium; centriole. The record is from RefSeq and is a predicted model, not a curated record.